Messenger RNA from Puccinia graminis f. sp. tritici CRL 75-36-700-3, 2396 nucleotides. RefSeq names its product anthranilate phosphoribosyltransferase. NCBI's taxonomy places the organism in Eukaryota, Fungi, Basidiomycota, Pucciniomycetes, Pucciniales, Pucciniaceae. Gene Ontology annotation, molecular function: anthranilate phosphoribosyltransferase activity. Gene Ontology annotation, cellular component: cytosol. The transcript has 4 exons. Gene Ontology annotation, biological process: L-tryptophan biosynthetic process. The record is from RefSeq and is a predicted model, not a curated record. Bases 760 to 1956 code for a protein of 398 amino acids.
GCUUGGCAAACUGGUAUGUGUAUGUUGAAGUGGAAAGGCAAAAAAAAGAGAAGAGGACAAAAUUGAACGAAGUAAUCCCUAUUUUGGUGCGAGGUAUGGACGUCCCUUGAUACUCUACAAGAUGUGUAUUGAUGGAGUCAAGUUUUGCCUUGCUGGAUUUGAAGGGAUUGUACAGUACUGUAGGUCCUUCCAUUUGUGAUGUUGUGCAGAGCUCAAACUGCUUGCACAGGUGCUUGUGAAAAAAAUAUCGUCGGCAGGUGUGUUCUUUUUCGAUUGAUGAGGAGAUUGCAAGGUCUGUGUCCACAGCUGUUUAUCCGGCCUGCAGCUUGCUUCGGAAGGCUCUCAUGAUCUCAAAAAAGGAAGAGUUGGAUUCCGGCUCACAAACCACAAGCGAGUGUGCAGGUUGUUCUGAUAGAGAGGGAGGCACCCUCAACCCCCAGCUCCUUCAGUCGAACCUGCCAUUGUACAGCAGCUGCAAGUGAUCUGAGACGAGGUUCGUUGCAAUGUGACUCAAGGUGGGUUCAAACUUGCAAUCUCACUCCCAGCCGGAAGUGAUGUACAUACUAAAGAUGCCAUGUGCUGUUCUUGAUUGAUCCGCUCUUCGAUCGAUUGACCCGCUGUUCGCUCGACUCUUAAAUCAGCCGAUCGGGUGGAAAGGAGUGCUGUUUCACCCCAGUCCCUUCUUCUGGAUCCUGAUUCACGAACCGUUGGCAGGCUUACAUACCACCACUAUCCGAAUCCCGCGCUUCAGUCAUCGCCAUGUCGUCUGAUUUCCAACCGGUUCUUCGGAAGAUCGUGGAGUUUUGUCAGCAGUACACUCAGUCUCAGGGCCAUCAGAACCAGCCAGUGAACGGAAAUGCUGCCCAAAAUGGCUUGAAGCACGACCACCUGCCGAUCUUGGCCGACUUACAGACUACGAUCCAAAUUCUUGCUGACGAGAAGACCAGCGUACCGAUUCAAUUCGCUGGUCUGCUCACCGCACUCACCGUCUCUGGUCUCGAUAGAAACGAACGAGUGAUCAAGACGUUCGUACAGGAGAUCCUUUCUCGAUGGAACCUGGGCGCAGGUCUGGUGGACCGCCGACCACCGGAACACGAUCCUUCUGUCAACCCCAUCUGCGAUAUCGUUGGUACUGGUGGCGACGGGUUCAAUACGUUCAACGUUAGCACAACCGCCGCCAUUGUGGCCGCCGGUGCUGGUGUCAAAGUUUGCAAACACGGCAAUCGGGCCUCUUCCUCUGCCUCAGGUUCAGCCGACUUGCUCAUGGCUCUCGGAAUACCCCUCGACCGUCUUGACCCCUCACAAGUCGCCCAACUCAUUCAAGAUCCGGAAUUAGAUUUUGCCUUCUUGUUUUCAGCCAAAUUUUAUCCGAUCUUCGCCCGUCUAUCUCCCAUCCGCAAAUCGCUUGGCUUCCCAACUAUCUUCAAUCUUCUUGGACCUCUGCUCAAUCCUGUUCGUCCGGAUAGAUUGAUCAUUGGAGUCACCAAACCUGAACUUGGGCCGAUCUUUUGCAGAGUCCUCCAGCUUUGCGGAAGUUCUAGAUCGUGGGUUGUGUGUAGUGAGGAAGGUCUUGACGAGAUCAGCACUGCAGGAGAGACUUCCCUCUGGAAACUCGAGUCUGACGGAUCAAUUAUUCACCAACGAAUCUCACCCACCCAAACUUUCGGUCUUCCGAGUCACUCUCUCGACCUAUUAACCGGCGAGUCCGCUCAAGAAAACCUCCAGAUGCUCCAUGACCUUCUUGACGGCAACUUCAGCACUAAGAAGCACGAGGCCAUCCUGGAUUUUGUCCUCAUGAAUGCGGCAGCUCUUAUCGUCUUGUCCGGUAAGACCGACGAUUUCAAGGAAGGUGUCAAAUUAGCUAGAGACAGUUUGGUGUCUGGAAAGGCUAAGGCCACUAUCAACUCUUUUAAAGACAAGGCAAAUUCGAUCGCGCUUGAUGGCUCGCAGGCCUAGUCGAUUGAUCGUAAAUUAAUCAGACGAUUUCAAAAUUGGAUGACUUGAAUUUCUUUACUUGAAUAAGAUACCCUAAGGGAUGAUAGAAGCAUAACCAUAACCAUUCAAUCAGAUUACCCCCUUGUAAUGCUUUUAUCGCAAUCGACUAACUCGUCAGAUACUUUUGUUAAGAUGUUAUUCCUUCAAGCAACUCACAUCUUUCUGUUCUGAUGAAUAACUUGUCAUAUUAUUUGAAUCAAUUAUCAGCAACUACAUACUUAACUUUUUUUUUCUGCUGUCAUCGCGUUUAUCAGAGGCAUGCCUCUUGGCUUUCAGCACUCUCAAUCUCGCUAGUCUGCACAAAAACAACAGAAUACGUAGAUUGGAGCUAUAUGAGGAGGUCAACAAAACAUAACCCUUUUCUUGAACACAAUGCAUUCGAUCAUCUGCAGCUGAAAAAC